AUGCAGCCAGUCGCAGCCAAAAGCCCGCUCAGCCACAGGACCUCAUUUUCUGUGGAGGAUAUUUUGGAUCCAACAAAGUUCACGAGGAGAGGAAUCUGUGCUCGAGAUGCAACGACAGGUGCCUCUGCAGGCAGAGAUGAACCCGGAGAGCAGCACCCUCCUGCGGCCCCGGAGGAGGAGAAGCUUCGCAGCUCGAAGGCUAAAGGCCGCCGGGUCCGCACUGCCUUCAGCCUGGAGCAGCUGCAGCUCCUGGAGCGCAGCUUCCACCGGUGCCACUACCUGUCGGUGCUGGAGCGCCACGCCAUCGCCUCGGUCCUGCGCCUCUCCGAGACGCAGGUCAAGAUCUGGUUCCAGAACAGGCGCACCAAGUGGAAGAAGGAGCGUGUGCAGGGGGGAGAGGAGGCCGAGGCGGAGGAGGAAGCCGGGUUCACAGCCUCACAUCCUCUGCCCUACGGGCCGCUUUACUGCCAGCAGCGCGCGCCGCUGCAGCGGUUCGCACCGCUGCCGCUGCUGCCGCUGCUGCCGUGUCAUCGUUAUUACACAUGA
Etheostoma cragini (Arkansas darter) is the source of this 546-nucleotide messenger RNA. It is a transcript of the gene pnx, whose product is annotated as posterior neuron-specific homeobox. The record is from RefSeq and is a predicted model, not a curated record. Gene Ontology annotation, molecular function: DNA binding; DNA-binding transcription factor activity, RNA polymerase II-specific. Gene Ontology annotation, biological process: regulation of DNA-templated transcription. Bases 1 to 546 code for a protein of 181 amino acids. The transcript has 2 exons. NCBI's taxonomy places the organism in Eukaryota, Metazoa, Chordata, Actinopteri, Perciformes, Percidae.